UCAUCACAACCAACAGAUCCACAGAAAGUCAGUUACUAUUCGGACGAAAACGAGUCCCGAUUAGCGCGAAAGACUAAAGACAACCCAUUCUUCCCAAUCGAUGACGGGUUUCACGGCAGCCGUACUGUACGGCGCGUAUCGAUUCAAGUAUCGGCCGCACGAUAUGCCGAUUUCACUCUAUCUCAUCCAACUUCGUGUGGCCGCACAGGGAGUGGCCGUCGGUUCCCUCACCAUCGGAAUGAUCUACAUGUUAGGCAAACGAGCGUAUAAUCACUUUUACAACGUGCCGAGUGACCCUGGGCAUUAAUGUACACCUAGUUCUAGUUCUUAGUGUUAGCUUUAAUUAUUAAAUGUUAUUUGUUUUAAAAUAACGAUAGAAUUAUAUUAAUAAAAGUAAUUCAAUUGUUAA
Medioppia subpectinata is the source of this 409-nucleotide messenger RNA. The record is from the annotation of a GenBank genome assembly. NCBI's taxonomy places the organism in Eukaryota, Metazoa, Arthropoda, Arachnida, Sarcoptiformes, Oppiidae.